AUGGAUAAAAGCACGUUUCAGAUGCAUUUGUCAACUAAAGUCGGACAGAAAUCUGUUCCCGUGGCUGUAACACUGACAGAAGAUGUUCUAACUUGGACUAUACAGACUAAUAAUUCCAAAGUAAACUCAAUAUGUACAGAUGACCUACUAGCUGCGCAUCCAGUCAAAACAGGUAGUGACGUCACAGACAGUAGUUUCAUGGCGUAUAGAUUGUUCUUCAUAGAACACUUCCCGCUCAGAGUGAUGAAGAUGAACUCUGUUGUAUUAUCAAUGUGCCCUUCUGAUGCUUUACACUUCCUUACGAAAAUCAACCGCUUUAUCAACGAUUCAUCGAAACCGAGGCGCCUCCUGGUGUUCAUCAAUCCCAUAAGCGGAAGGAAGAGGGGCACGACUGUCUACCGGAAGCAGAUGUCACCACUAUUUCGAAUUUGCGGUAUUGGAGUGGAUGUUAUAGUCACUAAACGACGUCACCAUGUUUCAUCUGUAUUGGAGAAAUACGACCUCACAUCAAUAGACGGGAUAGUAACAGUUGGAGGUGACGGGUUGUACAGUGAAUGUGUGAACGCCCUCCUUCGAAAAGAACAUCCAAACAGUGACAUAGAAUUGGAUACGCCCACAUCUCCAGUAAGCAACAUACCUGUCGGUAUCAUUCCUGCAGGAACCGGAAAUGUACUGGUGGAGUUUCUCCAUGGCAACAGAGAUAUUGAAACAGCUGUUUUACAUAUUAUUAAAGGCAAAACAUCGCGAUCCAAUGUUGCUGGUCUAUACGAGAACAACAAAUUGAAAAUGUUCGCCGGACUUGUUCUUGGGUUUGGGUUGUGUGGCGAGAUGGUGAAGGACUGUGAGAAGAUGAGAUGGCUGGGCCCAACAAGACACUCUGUAGCUCCCCUCAAGGCGUUCUUCCAAAGACGAACUGUCGAUCUAGAAGUUACCAAACAACAAGAACAAACAACUCUACCAAUAAAGGACAUGAUGGAGAAAAACUGCCGUCUGUCCGGUCCAAUGUAUAGUUUGGAUAUGUGGGUACCAACACUUGUUAACGGCCCACGGAGGAUGACCCCAACAUUUGGGGACACCUCUUUAGCUCUACACGCUGUCAAGAAAUGCAGCUUUGUAGAGCACCUCAGACACUUGCUCAAAGUCAACAGCCGGCAAUCUGGUUGUUUUGGGUAUGAUUUUGUGAAGACAUUAGAGGGAACUGGAUUUGAGGUCCGUCUACAAAGUUCCCAAGGAUCAACACGUAAACAUUAUAUAAAUCACGACGGAGAACACACGCUGUUGACAUCACAAUAUUUUGAUGUCAGAUUACAUCGAGAUGCCAUCAGCCUGUUUGGGACCGUGAGUGAGUGA
Ylistrum balloti is the source of this 1350-nucleotide messenger RNA. Its product is annotated as ceramide kinase-like. Gene Ontology annotation, molecular function: kinase activity. Lineage: Eukaryota; Metazoa; Mollusca; Bivalvia; Pectinida; Pectinidae. The record is from RefSeq and is a predicted model, not a curated record. Bases 1 to 1350 code for a protein of 449 amino acids. The transcript is spliced from 10 exons.